Messenger RNA from Drosophila kikkawai, 2853 nucleotides. It is a transcript of the gene Gp93, whose product is annotated as heat shock protein 90 Gp93. Gene Ontology annotation, molecular function: ATP-dependent protein folding chaperone; ATP binding; ATP hydrolysis activity. Gene Ontology annotation, cellular component: perinuclear region of cytoplasm; endoplasmic reticulum. The record is from RefSeq and is a predicted model, not a curated record. NCBI's taxonomy places the organism in Eukaryota, Metazoa, Arthropoda, Insecta, Diptera, Drosophilidae. Gene Ontology annotation, biological process: protein folding.
CACACUGAGUGGGAUUUAAAAGGCCGUUCGGGCUGCGUCGGCGUCAUUUUCAAAAAAAAAAGUGUCGAGAGUGCCAAUAAUUUAUUGCACCGAGAUUUCGUGACGUGGCCUUUCAUCGGGAGUAACUCGUAUCUCGUCCUCGAAAAGAGUGGAUCGCAAUCAUGAAGUACUAUCUGCUGCUGGGGCUUUUGCUUUUGGCAGGUGUCAACCAAAUUGCUGCUGCUGAAGAUGAGGCCAGCACUGAGACCAUUGAUCUGGACCUGGGAUCCUUCAAGCAGGGCUCUCGCACAGACGCCGAAGCUCUGAAGCGUGAGGAGGAGGCAAUUCAACUCGAUGGCCUGAACGUGGCGCAACUGAAGGAACUGCGCGAAAAGGCCGAGAAGUUCACCUUCCAGACGGAGGUCAACCGAAUGAUGAAGCUGAUCAUUAACUCGCUGUACCGCAACAAGGAGAUCUUCCUUCGCGAGUUGAUCUCGAACGCCUCCGAUGCCAUCGACAAGAUCCGCCUGCUGGCGCUUACCGAUCCCAAGGCUCAGGAGACGAAUCCCGAGCUGCACAUCCGCAUCAAGGCCGACAAGGAGAACAAGGCACUGCACAUCAUGGACUCUGGCGUUGGUAUGACUCACCAAGAUUUGAUUAACAACCUGGGCACAAUUGCCAAGUCGGGCACUGCCGAUUUCCUGGCCAAGAUGCAGGAUCCCAGCAAGGCCGAGGGUUCGGAUCUCAACGACAUGAUUGGUCAGUUCGGUGUGGGCUUCUACUCCGCCUUCCUGGUGGCCGAUCGCGUGGUGGUGACCACCAAGCACAACGACGACAAGCAGUACAUCUGGGAGUCGGACGCCAACAGCUUCAGCAUCACCGAGGAUCCCCGCGGUGACACCCUGAAGCGAGGAUCCGUGAUCUCGCUGUACCUGAAGGACGAGGCCCAGGACUUCCUCGAGGAGGAGACCGUACGCGAGCUGAUCCGCAAGUAUUCGCAGUUCAUCAACUUCCCCAUCCUGAUGUGGUCCAGCAAAACCGUCGACGAGGAGGUGCCCAUUGAGGAGGAAGCCAAGCCGGAGAAGACCGAGGACGAUGUGGAGGACGAGGAUGCCAAGGUCGAAGAGGCCGCCGAUGACGACAAGCCCAAGACCAAGAAGGUGUCCAAGACCACCUGGGACUGGCUGCUGAUCAACGACAGCAAGCCCAUCUGGACUCGUAAGCCCGCCCAGGUGACCGAGGACGAGUACACCAGCUUCUACAAGAGCCUGACCAAAGACUCCAGCGAGCCCCUGACCCAGACGCACUUCAUUGCCGAGGGCGAGGUUACCUUCAAGAGUUUGCUGUAUGUGCCCAAGAUUCAGCCCUCCGAGUCCUUCAACCGCUAUGGCACCAACUCUGACAACAUCAAGCUGUACGUGCGUCGCGUCUUCAUCACCGACGAGUUCAAUGACAUGAUGCCCAACUACCUGAGCUUCAUUCGCGGCGUGGUCGACUCUGACGAUCUGCCCCUGAACGUUUCCCGCGAGACCCUCCAGCAGCACAAGCUGAUCAAGGUGAUCAAGAAGAAGCUGGUGCGCAAGGUGCUCGAUAUGCUGAAGAAGAUUGACAAGGAGGCCUAUGAGAAGUUCUGGAAGGAGUUCUCCACCAACAUCAAAUUGGGCGUGAUGGAGGACCCCAGCAACCGAUCACGUCUGGCCAAGCUGCUUCGUUUCCAGACCUCCAACGGCAAGGGAGUCACCUCGCUGGCCGAGUAUGUGGAGCGCAUGAAGUCGAAGCAGGAGCACAUCUACUACAUUGCCGGCUCCAACCGCGCUGAGGUCGAGAAAUCGCCGUUUGUGGAGCGUCUGCUGAGCAAGGGCUACGAGGUUCUGUAUUUGGUUGAGGCCGUCGAUGAAUACUGCAUUUCUGCCCUGCCCGAGUUCGAUGGCAAGAAGUUCCAGAACGUGGCCAAGGAGGGCUUCAAGCUGAACGAGUCCGAGAAGAGCAAGAAGAACUUUGAGGCUUUGCAGAGCAGCUUUGAGCCGCUCGUCAAGUGGCUGAACGAUGUGGCCCUGAAGGAUCUGAUCGCCAAGGCCCAGGUUUCGGAGCGUCUUAGCAACUCCCCCUGUGCUCUGGUGGCUGGUGUCUUCGGCUGGACCGGUAACAUGGAGCGCCUGGCCAUGUCCAAUGCCCACCAAAAGUCCGACGAUCCUCAGCGUACCUACUACCUCAACCAGAAGAAGACACUUGAGAUUAACCCCAGACAUCCCCUAAUGCGGGAGCUGCUGCGCCGCGUGGAGGCUGAUGAGGCCGAUGAUACCGCCAAGGAUAUGGCCCUGAUGAUGUUCCGCACCGCCACUCUGCGUUCGGGAUACAUGCUCCAGGAGACGUCCCAGUUCGCCGACAGUAUUGAGCAGAUGAUGCGCCAGACCCUGGGCGUGGACCAAAGCGAACAGGUCGAACUCGAUGAAGAGGACGAGGAGGACGAUGCCGAGGACAACAAGUCUGCGAGCGAGGAGAGCUCCAAUGCCGACGAUGAGGAGGAGGAGCAGCAGCACGACGAGCUGUAAGCAGGUGCAGCUCAUUACAGCCCACAUUACAGAUUGUACAUAAGGGGGUGUGGAAGUUAGACUGAGUUCAACGUUGAACCACCUGGCGGUCGUUUCAUAAUCAUUACUCUCUAGAUUCUAAGUAAAGCAAUUUCGUAAUCCUUCGCCGCCAGUCGUCCAGAGAGCACUCCAUUACACAACACCAGAACACCACACACACACUCGGAACAUUCGGCUUUCCUUUGUUUUUUUAAGGCAAAUGCUUGCAUGUAUUUAUAUAAAUGUAAUGCGUAAUACAGAACAGAUUCCAAACAAUGAAUAAAUGAAUAAAGAAAAACACGAA